UGUUCAUUGACAAUAACCCGUUUAUCGUUAUUAACACCUUUACCAACUGAUAUGUCAUCAUUAUCAUUAGCUGUUAAAAUGCAAAGUUCUAAAAGAACAUUACGAUCUCAUGAAAUUCCUGUGCCACAGCAAUCAACAACAAAUAAUAGUAUAACAGCAAUAACAACAACAUCAAGUAUAUCAUCGACAGCAUCAACGAUAACAUCAUCUGCAGCAAUAACAAAUAAUACACAAAUAAGUGGUAUUACUACUCAAGGAUAUAAUUCAAUUCAACAACAACAACAGCAACAGCAGCAACAACAACAGCAACAACAACAGCAUCAACAACAACAGCAACAACAAUUACAACAACAGAAUCAUCAACAAAAUCUUCAUAGUGGUAUUGGAGAUGGUAAUACAAUAAGUAUUAUGGGUAAUGCUCAUACGAAUGCUACCGGUGCUGGUAUUAAUUUGAAUACAACAUCAAUUGGUGUUAGUGGUGGUGUUAAUAUUAUAAAUACAACAUCUGGUCAAGGUAAUAUCAGUGGUAAUAAUAGUACAAGUACAAGUACAAUACCAGCACCAUUAUUGGAAACCGACCUAGAUUUACAUUUUAGUUUACAAUAUCCGCAUUUUAUAAAACGAGAUGGAAACAGGCUUGUUAUACUGUUACAACGACGUAAAAAAUACAAAUCACGAACAAUAUUAGGUUAUAAAACAUUAGCUGAGGGUGUUAUAAGAAUGGAUGCUGUUUUACAAAAAUCAAUGGAUAUGGCUGUGGAAUUAAUGGCAACUGGUAAAAGUGGUAGACCAGGUACAACAGUUGCAAUAUUAAGGGCUGAAAGAGUAUCAUCAAUUCCAGUUGAUCAUGACAAUAAAAAUAAUAAUAGUGUUUCACUAACAGAUCGUGUUAACGAAUACUCAGAUGAUGAAGAGGAAGGAGAAUUCAGUUCUGGUGAAGAUAAUGAUGAUGCCAUUGAUGUUGGUUUAUCUAGUUAUGAAGGCGGUGUUGGUGGUGUUGUUGGUACUAAUAAUAAACGUGAUUAUUCAACAAAACAUGAAAUGCGAAAAUAUCGUAAACUUCAACGAUCUAGUAAUAAUCCAGAAGGUGAUGGUGAUGUUGAUGGUGUCGGUAAUUUAGGCACAAAUCAAGGUGAUAGUGAUAGUGAAUUCGAAAUGAAAGAUAAAGGUUUAUCAAGAGCUAAAAUAAGUCGAACAAUUUCUCUGCAGCAACGUAAUUUCAAACAAAAAAUUGUUGCAUUAUUAAAACGUUUUAAAGCUACCGAAGAAUUAGAUGGUGGAGUUAAUCGUGGCACAGCAACAUUACGUGGGGAACGUGAAUUGGAUGCAUUAUUUCAAGAAUUAGAAUCGCUAUCAUGCGGUGAAGGUGAUGAUUCCGGUCCAGAUUUAGAUAGUUUAUCAAUUGGAUCAACACCAAAGCCAUCAAUAAGGCCAUUCUUUACAAAUUCAAGGACUAUGUUACAUGAUAAUGUUACAGCUAAUAUAACUGAUCGUAAUGAUAGUUCUGGUAAUGAAGGAUAUGCUGGUAAUACAGAUCCAGAAGGACAAAAUUCAGAUCCACAAAAUACUGGAAGUCCACCACGUGAUAAAGAAUUACAUCAUCAUCAACAACAACAGCAUCAACAAAUGUUACAAAUGCAACAACAACAAACACCUGUAACAAAUGAAAAACGAAGUCGAUUGUUUCGUACCUCAAGUAGUACACCUAGUAGUGGUAGUAAAAAGAAACAAUCUCUUAGUCUUUCAGCUGAACCAAAAUCAGUAUUAGAGACAUGUUUGUCUCCAACGAAUGUUGAACCCCGAAAAUUAUUAUUAGAUCAAUUGAGUAAAGUAUUUUCAGUUGAUGAAGCAUUAUUACCGGACGUUGUGACAAUAAUAAGCCCACCGGAAGCAUGUGGUAGUCAUUUAGCUGCACGAUUAAAUCCAAUUUUUACUCAAACAUUUCGUCCGGCAUUUAUACCACAGAAUACAGCCGAAGUAAAAGCUGUAUUACAGGCGCUAAUGACAAAAAUUCAAAAAUAUUGCAAUUCAAAUGCAAAACCACCAACAACUAUUAAAAUAUUAUUAUUGGGUGGUGAUUGGUUACAAGGUGCUGCAUUAAGGCAUUAUGUUGAAUUAUUAGGUGUUCGCCCACCAGAUUGGGUUCAUCAUUUACGAUUUUAUAUUGUUCCUAUCGUCAGAAACAUCGGUAAAACUUACCACAUUAAAAAAGCUCCUGGAGUUGGUAUGGUAAAAUCUUACAGCUCUAGUGCGAUAGUGUGUUCUAGUAAUGUUUCUAGUUCUAUAUCACGUCAUUUAAGCUCAAUUGAUCAAUCCUAUCAACAAAUGUUUGGUACAGAAAAUUGGCAUCAACUAUGUGAACGUGCCGCAAACAUUGAAUCUAAUCUAGUCAAACCCGAUAUUUUAGAACUAACAAAUCGUAUACAACGAUAUUUACAUACAGCUGGUCCAUGCACACAAAUUCCAAUUGCUGAAGCAAUGGUCAAUUAUAAAGAUGAAGAUUCAUGUCAAAUAUUUGUACCAUUUGUUAGCGAUGUUCGAAUAGGCAAUCCAGAGGGACCGAAUUUAUCAUUGGAUUUAGAUGAAGCAAAUUCAUUAUUAUCAAAUAGUCAACAACCGUCAUCGUUAAUAAACAGUGGGCAAACAAUAACUGGUGGAAAUAUGGUUAUUAAUAGUGGUCCAGCUAGCAACAAUACAGUUAUUUCAAGUUCACCGCCGCUUAGUGGCCGAAACUCUCCACCAAUGCCAAUGACACCAGCAUCACACAAAGAUAAAGAACUGCAACAAUUGCAACAAUCAAUACAACAAAUGCAAUCAACGAGUGGUCAGGAACCAGUUGAAUUGCAAAUUGAUUAUUGGCCAAUUAUAAAACCGGGUGAUAUUAAGGAUAAAAAUAUGUCAAAAGGUGGUGAUCAAGGCAAAAAUAGUAUAAAAAGUAGUUUUCGUAAUUUACAAGUAUGGAGAUUACCAACAAAUCCUCAAAUUGGUGAAAUAUCAAAUGGUUUAACUGUUACAUUUGCUACAAAGGAGAAGAAACAAAAAAUCAUGAGACUGGGAAAAAAGAAAGAAAAAGAUCGUGAUCAGGAAAAAGAACAAUGUGUUGAAGGAGUCUCACGUUUAAUUUGCUCACCGAAACAAUCACAUCCAAUACCACUAAGAGUUUAUAUUGACGGAACCGAAUGGACUGGUGUUAAAUUUUUCCAGUUAUCAUCACAGUGGCAAACUCAUGUUAAAAACUUUCCUGUAGCCCUUAUCGGUGCACCAAUCCAGUUGUCUGAUUUAACCUAGUCAACAUAAAUUUUUUUUUUUAAAAAGAUGAAUUAAAAUUUUCAUAUUUCAAAAAUAUAAAAAAAAAAACAGAACAUCAACUAAUAAAUUAAAAUUUUCUCAUUUAUUAAAGCAAAAUUUUUCAAUAAAAUUUUGCAAAAUAUUGCAUUUUAUAUAUAUUGUUUGUAUAAUAAAAAAAAAAACAUAAUAAAUAAUAAUAAACUACAAUAAUUGUAUUUAAUAAAUAUCACAGCAAUUAAAACUAUUAAUUAUAGUAGAAAAAUAAUAAUUAACAUGUAAAAUUUAAAAUUGAAAAGCAAAUGUAUAAAAUAACAUACAUAAUAUAAUUAUAAAUAAAUGUAUAUAUAUAUACGAAUAUGUACAUGUUAUAUUUAAUAUUAUGUAAAUUUUAUAAUAAUAAAAUAAUAACAUAAAAGAGAAUUUAUAAAGAGAAAAACAAAAUGUUUGGAAUAUUAUAUAUAGAAAUAUAAUAUGUAAUUUACACACAAAAAUAAAAAUAAUAGAUAGUAAGGUUACAAGAAAUAUUAAUUGUAGAACUCAUUUUACAUAAUAAUUUUAGUUUGAACCAAAUUAAUAAUU
Condylostylus longicornis is the source of this 3867-nucleotide messenger RNA. It is a transcript of the gene KrT95D, whose product is annotated as phosphofurin acidic cluster sorting protein 2. Lineage: Eukaryota; Metazoa; Arthropoda; Insecta; Diptera; Dolichopodidae. The transcript has 11 exons. Bases 52 to 3288 code for a protein of 1078 amino acids. The record is from RefSeq and is a predicted model, not a curated record. Gene Ontology annotation, biological process: protein localization to plasma membrane.